Molecule: messenger RNA, 240 nt
Organism: Cokeromyces recurvatus
Lineage: Eukaryota; Fungi; Mucoromycota; Mucoromycetes; Mucorales; Mucoraceae
Exons: 2
Coding region: 1-240 (79 amino acids)
Source: RefSeq, a predicted model, not a curated record
AUGUUGCAACGACUAUCGUCGUUGCUUGUGAUGAGUUGUGUCCUUCGUCCCUUGGCUUCGCCAAAGGCCGAAGGCCUUCAGAUGAACUUCCCUUCGUCCCUUGGCUUCGCCAAAGGCCGAAGGCAUUCAGAUGAAUGUAGUUCCCUUCGUCCCUUGGCUUCGCCAAAGGCCGAAGGCCUUCAGUUGAACGUAGUUCCCUUCGUCCCUUGGCUUCGCCAAAGGCCGAAGGCCUUCAGAUGA